AUGCGCAGCCGAGGGGGCGGGGGCCUGGGCUUGUUGUGUUGCCGCCCGAGAGCCAGAGACGGAGCCUGAGCUGCCGUCGCCGCUUCCAGAGUCUAGUUCUCCUCCUCCGCCGCCGCCGCCGCUGCUAUUCGAGCCUCCCGACUAUGUCGUCUCCGUUGGUAGAGCAGCCGCCGCCGCUGCCCAACAACAACAACAAUAACGAGGGCGAGCAGCCGCUGGCCCCGCCCGCGGGCCUCAACAGUUCCUGGGUGGAGCUCCAGAUGAACGGCAACGGAAAUGGCAACGAUGGGAAUGGAAAUGGGAAAAAUGGGGGUCUGGAGCAUGUUCCCUCCUCAUCCUCCAUUCACAAUGGAGACAUGGAGAAGAUUCUUUUGGAUGCCCAGCAUGAAUCAGGACAGAGUAGCUCCAGAGGCAGUUCUCAUUGCGACAGCCCUUCCCCACAAGAAGAUGGUCAGAUAAUGUUUGAUGUGGACAUGCACACCAGCAGGGACCAUAGCUCUCAGUCUGAAGAAGAAGCUGCAGAAGGAGAAAAAGAAGUGGAAGCUUUGCAGAAAAGUGUGGACUGGGUAUCGGACUGGUCCAGUCGGCCUGAGAACAUCCCCCCCAAGGAAUUCCAUUUUCGGCACCCUAAACGUUCCGUUUCUUUAAGUAUGAGGAAAAGUGGAGUUAUGAAGAAAGGGGGCAUUUUCUCUGCAGAAUUUCUUAAAGUGUUCAUUCCAUCGCUUUUCAUCUCUCACGUUUUGGCUUUGGGACUAGGCAUCUAUAUCGGGAAGCGGCUGAGUUCCCCAUCCGCUAGCUCCUACUGAGGGCGAGGAGCCCGGACGCGCCCGUGAAGUGCUCUCCCCGUCCCGUUAGUGUAUUGGAACUCGAGACCAUUCUCAGCAUGCCCCAGUCCGCGACCCUCUUUGUACAUGUCCACGGUCCAGCUCCUCUUGGGAUUCAGUAUUUUAUCCAAGCUCUUGGGAGGCCUUGCUAUGACCUCGUUCUCUUCCUGGCCUGUAAGACCCUCAGUUUCCUCACAGAGUUUACCGGUGUCUAGAAAUUGGCAAAGUCUUCUUUUCAACAGAGGCCACCAGCAAGUGAUCUUUUUCCCCCCAUGACCCCGUUUGUUGCCUCCUUUUCCAUCCCACCUCAGUUAGAGCUGCAGCAUUCCCAUAGAAGUAUUGACUGCUUUAGGACAACGGCCAUCACUCUUCUAAAAAGAAAGCAGGUUAGCAAGCGUCUUAUCGAACCUUGAUUUUUCAAGAUAAAGACGAGCUCUCGUAAGCUCACAAUUUAUAGUUGUAACAAAAACAAGAAAAAGAAACACAAAAAAAGUAGUCUGUGGCAAUAAAAAAAUGUAUUUAAAACCCACUUAGGGGCCAUUUUCGUGUUGACUGGCACGUUGGAAAUGUGCAGGAGGUCGGCCGCACGGAUAAAUGAUGGCGACUAAGCAGUACGAGGACCAGAGAGUUGUCAGAACGCCGAGCCCGCCCUUUUGGCAGGCAGGGCCGCAGGCUAGACCAGACAAGGAAGGGGAGGGACGAUGCUGGGAACUUUGGGUGGGUGGGGGGGAGUUUUCCUGCUAUGUGUGAAGUUGUUUCGUUCUUCAUCUCUUUCCUUAAAAAGGAUUGUUUUCCCCUUUUUUCCCCUAAAGAGAAGUUCUGCUUGAUGAAUUCUAAUUGGUUUGGUGCAUUUCUAGGCUUCUUGUUAUUGGAAAUUCCAUUUCUUCUGGAGCUCUUUAAAGACUCCCUUGGGCCUCCAGAGCUCUGCCGAGCACGGGGGCCGCUCUGUGCAGCGUCCUGGGGGGUGGGGAGCAGUUGACCAAGUUCUGAAACGAUGUUCCUUCUGGUGGCGGUCCAGAGCUCCCGUUUGUUACUGUUUACCGUACAAUCUUCCCCAGGGCAACGCCAGGGACCCUCGAGCAGGCUGUCUCCGGGGCACCCUUUCUAGGUGAUGGAACUCUGUGUUUGGGGAACACGGCCUCUUCUUCAGUGACACUUUCCUUCUUCAAAAUGUGAAGCUUUAGUACCAAAUUGUUAGGAAGCAUCAGGAUUUCCAGUGUCCUCAAGUAGCUUUUAUUGGAUUUCAGAACAUGUAGCAUGACUGAAGGAUACUACUAUAUGUUUGUUAUAUAAAUAAUUACUGUUUAUGAUAUAGAUUUUAAUAUUGGCUAUUUAGAGAACCAUUGUUAAUUUGACAACUAGCAAUUUGCUCAUUUAUUAGUGCAUUAGGUUGAUGUGAGUAAAAUACUAAGAUAACCAGCUUGGCCAAUUUGCAGAGACAUUUCAUCAAACUGUUUUUUCUGCAUCAUGUUUUAUAAAGUGGAUGAGUUCUGGCAGACAUGAACCAACAGUCCAUACACAGAAUUCAGUUCUUAACUGACUUGUUUGUAUUAGUACAACUGGCUAUGGCAAGUAUGAAGUAACUCCUCGAUUGUGCUUAAAUUUGUUUUCUCCUACAAUUCGAGAAGACGUUGUAGGGUGUGAGCCAGGGCCAAAAUAAAAACAACAAUUAAUUCUUUUUAGAUGUCUUUGUUAUUUCUCUUCUCCAUCUGAACGUGGUAACACUUGAUUUGCUUUCUGUAACCUAUUUAUUUCAAGUAUAUUCAAGUAUAUAUCUUGGAUUUCCUUUGAAGGUGAUUGAGAAAUCUGGUGAAGCUAUUCACUAAGAUGACAGUGAACACAUGGUUUAAAAGUGAUAUAAAUGGAAAAGGCUAGUUUACUCAUAAGGACUAAUUAAUGGCACCUUGUUUUGUAUUAGAAUUGGCACAGUUCCGGGGCCGGGGGGAGCAAGAAAAAAGAUUUUGAUUUAAAACUGAGCACAUCUUUUUAAGAGAAAUAAAUGCGUCCCCUUUUUAUAAGUUAAAUACUGGUUUUGAUCUGUAGUGUGUUUCAAACUUGAUUAUCUUUACAGCUUUUUGACCAUUGAAAAUAAAUCCACCUCUGUCCUAUAAUUUCUCAAGUAGCUGUGAAAUCAACUGUUCUUGGAAUCUUACCAAAAUAAAAAUGCCUAGAGCUUGUUAUCAUAAGAUGAUACGAGGCAGUAUUUAGUGGUAACCCUCCUAGAGGUUUGGGGUGGAAGUCUUGGUGUCCCAAACUGUGAGCGAACACAAACAGAUCAAUGUGUAAUCUGACAAGGGUUUCGGCUCUUACGACAGUUGAAGUUUUGUUAAGAUAAAUGUUUUAAAAGCUUUAUACCUGUUUACAGUUUUGGAAAUAAACACAGGCUUCAUUUCUGUUUAAUGAAAACUGGCUUAAAUAUUUGUAAAUAGGAUCAAGAGCAAAAAUGCAUAAACUUGCACAGGGCAACAUGGAGCAAGUUAGCUUGCUGUAGCCAAGCAUUGACUGUACGAGGGAAAAAAAGAAAAAUUGAAGAGCACCAUUCAGAUUCUUUCAGCAAAUUGAACCAUUUGAUGAAAUGAUUGGAAUUAACUGAGCCAAAGUGAUUCUGCAUUCCUCAUCGAUUUAGUUAUUAGCACUUUGUAACAUUAUAUACAGUUUACAAUAUGUGUAUAAGCUGUAGUUAUAAACAUUUUGUGCCAUUAAAGCUCUCACAAAACUGG
Molecule: messenger RNA, 3544 nt
Organism: Sarcophilus harrisii (Tasmanian devil)
Lineage: Eukaryota; Metazoa; Chordata; Mammalia; Dasyuromorphia; Dasyuridae
Gene: BNIP3L
Product: BCL2 interacting protein 3 like
Exons: 6
Coding region: 144-806 (220 amino acids)
Biological process (GO): positive regulation of apoptotic process; mitochondrial outer membrane permeabilization; defense response to virus
Cellular component (GO): mitochondrial envelope; nucleus; mitochondrial outer membrane
Source: RefSeq, a predicted model, not a curated record